Planococcus citri (citrus mealybug) is the source of this 2673-nucleotide messenger RNA. RefSeq names its product esterase FE4-like. The coding region runs from base 915 to 2543 and encodes 542 amino acids. The transcript is spliced from 10 exons. The record is from RefSeq and is a predicted model, not a curated record. Lineage: Eukaryota; Metazoa; Arthropoda; Insecta; Hemiptera; Pseudococcidae.
AUUAUCGUUUUACAAAUUCUCACUUUUUAUCACUCGUCGUCGCUACAAAGUAUAGGUGUUUUCCUUCGAUACGCCAACGAGUUUUCAAGUACUUACCUACGUUGCAAAUAAACACUUGUAACAGAAAUACGAGUCUAGUGGAGUUUUUUCAUGCGUUUACGAGGCAUUCGAUGACUUUUCAUUUAAAAAAUAUCGAUUUGAAAUUUUGUUUGAUGUGGAUUUAAUAAAAUAUAAAAAGCUCGAUAGGAUUGCGAAAAAAAGAGCAGUUCGUCAGGACUUUAUACGCGAGGUUAUUUUUUUUUUACCUUAAUCAACAUGGCUAGUUGAUUUGGUUUAUUUACAUUUUGAGUUUUUUUUUUCAAUAUAUCUCUGUUAUCUUUGUAUGCGCGAGUUGUUCCGGAAAGUUUUUUUUUUUUACUCUUUCACAAAACGCUUUGAUGGUGGUGCUGUUGUGCGAGUUUAUAACGAGUAUAGUACGUAUAUAUAUGUAAAAAGUUAUACGGAACCAAAUUAAUGGUCUAUUAAAAGGUGUAAUCUGAAUUUAUAAUUCAUUUUAAUAUAAACGUUAUUUAAAAUGUUUAUUCCACGAGCGACUAUUUCAAUAGCGAGCAUAACUCAGCCGAGCUAAGCUUACGUUGAAUAAAAGUGCCUACUGCCUCCUCUACCUCCAGAGCACCAGCAUCAUCAGCAGUAUCACAGCAUCGCUGGCUGUAGCUGCGUGAAAUCUGCAUAGUCAACUUUUUACGUCGUGUAAAUUGGCCUUCUCUUCGUCCUCAUUUUCGGUAUGUGUAUACAGGAAAAAAAGCUCCAACGCCAGACACGAAGAGCAUUUUCGUUAUACGAAGCGUAAUUAAAAAAGUUUUCUUUUUUUUUUAAAUUAUAGUACUCUAGUGCGUUAUUAAAUUUUACUUAAAAUGAUUUUAACGAUAAAACAAGGAGAAAUUCAAGGUAAUCAGGAGUACGCGGCGUGGACGAAGAAAAAAUAUUUUAGCUUUUUAGGUAUUCCGUACGCGGAGCCUCCAAUAGGCGAUUUACGAUUCAAGCCUCCGGUGGAAGCCAAAAAUUGGCAUGGUGUGUUUAAAGCGAACAAAGAAGGAGGCCAGUGUUAUCAAACGACAUUCGAAAAGACCGCCGUUUAUGGUACAGAAGAUUGCUUGUAUCUAAACGUUUUCAUCCCCGAGUGGCCGGAUAACGAAACUAAGCGAGCGGUUAUGCUGAAUGUGCACGGAGGCGGUUUUUGCUCAUUUUCUGGAUCUCCUCUGACGUCUUCGGCGGAUCAUUUGAUGAAUUACGAUGUCAUUUUGGUUACGUUUAAUUACCGUCUGCAUGUGCUGGGAUUUUUAAAUCUCGGCUUGCCAGAGUGCGCUGGAAAUAUGGGCUUGAAAGAUCAACUGAUAGCGUUCCGAUGGGUAAAGGAGAAUAUAGAAUAUUUUGGCGGCGACCCAAAUAAUAUCACGUUAUUUGGACAGAGUGCCGGCGCUUCUUCUAUUCAUUUGCAUAUGAUGUCGCCGUUAUCGCAUGAUUUAUUUCAUAAAUGCAUCCUACAAAGUGGUUCCGCUUUGAGCUCGUGGAGCUUCAGCGAUUCGCCCGAAGAACGUGCCUUUGAACUGGGACGUAUCCUCGGCUUCCAUGGUAACGAUAAGCGAGAGCUGUUGGAAUUUUUAAAAAGUACCCCGGUGCGCGACUUAAGCAUGGCUAAUGAGUCUUUGCGAAAUGAGCUGAAAAAGCGUUACCCUGGUAAAUCGACAUCGUACCCUUUUCUACCCUCCAUCGAGAUACCUAGUGAAGCAGCUAUAUUAACCGACCAUCCGGAAAAAUUAUUGAAAAAUACUAGAAAAAUACCCGUCAUCGUUGGCAUGAACGAUAAAGAAGGUGGAAACAUGUUUAUGAAAGAGCCCAAACUAGUGGAAAUCUUAAACAGUCAAUUCGGCGAUGUAAUUAGAUUAAAUUACGAAACCAUGGAAAUCACCGAAGAAGGCAUCGCAGAUUUGAAAAAUUAUUAUUUCCCCAACGGAAUAACACCGAUUAGAGAUAAAAACUCCAUUACCGACUUGUACACGGAUUUGUAUUUCAAGCAUUUCUACGAUUUAGAAGAGUAUUUGGUUGAAGAACCUGGUGCGGUUGCUGUGUACACGUAUCAAUUUUGUUACAACGGCAGCGUGAAUUUGUUUAAGUACUUUUUCGGCAAUUAUACGGGCGAUGUGAAAGGUGCCAUUCACGCCGACGAUCAUUUUUAUUUAUUCGGCUCGGAUAUAUUUUUCAAAAACCCUUCGGUUAAUUUUACAAAAGACGAUGUCCGGGUCACCAAUUGUUUAUGUGCGAUGUGGACGAAUUUUGCCAAAACUGGUGAUCCCAAUUCCGACCUGGUACCUGUGACGUGGCAUCCCACUACAAAAAAUAAACGAUGUUAUUUGCGAAUUGACAAGGAUCUUGAAAUGAAAGAUGGAGCUAUUAAUGAAGAAAGGUAUCAGUUUUGGUGGGAUUUGAAGAGGAAAAUGGAGCUGCAGAUAUCGAAAAAUGAAAAAUUAUCGUUGGAUUUAUGAAAUAUCUAUGCAUAUGCUGGAUAGAUGCGUGAAUUUAAGGAUGUGGUCCUUUUGAAGUGAUAUUAAUUAUAAUUAUUUUGGGUAAGGAUGUUAUAAAAAUCAUCAAACCAAUAUAAAAAUACUGGAACGA